Molecule: messenger RNA, 561 nt
Organism: Mastomys coucha (southern multimammate mouse)
Lineage: Eukaryota; Metazoa; Chordata; Mammalia; Rodentia; Muridae
Gene: Pop4
Product: POP4 homolog, ribonuclease P/MRP subunit
Biological process (GO): rRNA processing; tRNA 5'-leader removal
Cellular component (GO): ribonuclease MRP complex; ribonuclease P complex
Molecular function (GO): ribonuclease P RNA binding
Source: RefSeq, a predicted model, not a curated record
AUGUUCGAUUGCCUUCUAGCCUUUUGUAAGGUUGUAGAAAGUGAUGGAAAAGUGGAAAAAAAGCAGAGAUGCAGUCUCUUCCUUCCUCUACGUGAACUCUGUAAACAGUACAUCCGUGACCUGUGCAGUGGGCUCAAGCCAGAUACGCAGCCACAGAUGAUCCAGGCCAAGCUCCUACAGGCAGAUCUUCAUAGUGCUGUUAUUUCAAUCACGAAAUCCAAGUGCCCCUCCUAUGUGGGAAUUACAGGAAUCCUUCUUCAGGAGACCAAACAUGUCUUCAAGAUCAAGCUAAAUUGUGUAUUCACUGUAGAAAUCGAUGACUUCAUUUCCUACAUUUAUGGAAGCAAAUUCCAGCUUCAGGCAAGUGAGCGGUCUGCUAAGAAGUUCAAAGCAAAGGGAUCAAUUGACCUGUGAACUCUGCAAUUGGCGACAGAUGUCCCUGACACCCGAGAACUGGAAAUACCCUAAAUAUUCACUUUUACUUGAAGAGCCUCUGGCUGUAGCCCACCUCUAGUCCAGGGAAGACAGAGUGGCUGAAGAGCAGUGAACAACACAGGAGAA